AAACGAAAGUAACUUCACAUCACUGUAAACAACAGAUCAACAGAGAUACGAAAUAAACCUGUUGCUCGCUGGAUUUGAUCCAUGCGAUGUUCCAGAAAACAUUUUUACAGAUGUCAGAUGUUGAUACCAGCAAGAGAUUCUGAGAACGACUAGUGCUGACAGACAACAAGCGUAGGACGUCCUGCUGAACGAUUGAUUGUUUUCUCAAACCAGUGCUGAUCAGAGGAGCGAGGAAAGGACUCUCUCUCUAAGAUGAGUCUCUCAGAGAAACACAGUGUAAGAUCAGGAUCACAUGUGUCCAGCUCUGUGUCUCUGAAGAGUGACCGGUCAAAAGAAGGAGAACCACCAGAGUUCAGUGAGAAAACACCAUCAUCUAAAAAAAGUGUAAGAUCAGGAUCACAUGUGUCCAGCUCUGUGUCUCUGAAGAGUAAUCGGUCAAAAGAAGGAGAACCACCAGAGUUCAGUGAGAAAACACCAUCAUCUAAUAAGAGGCUUCAAUAUGAGACAUUAGACUCAGACGUUCAGACUCACGGGAACCACACGAAUUUCAAAGACAAUCUCCUGUGGAUCUUCCAGGAUCUUGAGAGCAAAAUAAUUAAAUUUCUGAGGAAAGAGCUGGAAAAGUUUAAGAAAAUAUUACAAAAUGAGAACACAGAAAACUUUGUGAAGGACUUUAAUGAGAAUAGAUGCAGUAUCAAAGCAGCAGCUCUUGAUCUCACACUACAUUACCUGAGAGAGAUGAAGCAAGAUGAAGCUGCUGAUGCUCUAGAAGAUGAGCUGCUCUUCAUUCAUCAGCUAAAAUGUGGCCUAAAGAAGAAGUAUCAAUGUGUGUUUGAAGGAAUUGCGAAGCAUGGUGACUCCAUACUUCUGAAUAACAUCUACACAGAUCUCUAUAUCACUCAGGGUGGCAGUGAACAGGUCAAUACUGAACAUGAGGUCAGACAGAUUGAAGUUGCUUCCAGGCGUCAUGAAUCACAAGAGAUACAGGUUGAAUGCAGAAAUUUGUUUGAAGCUUCUGAACAAGACAAGGAGAUCCGAACUGUACUGACAAAAGGAGUCGCUGGCAUCGGAAAAUCAGUCUCUGUGCAAAAGUUUGUUCUGGACUGGGCUGAAGGAAAAGAAAAUCAAGAUAUCAGCUUCAUAUUUCCUCUUCCAUUCAGAGAGAUGAACUUAAAGGAGAAAGAAAAACUAAGUUUGAUGGACCUUAUAACUAAAUUUUUCCCAGAGACGAAAGGACUGAACCUUACAAGAAGGAAUCAAUUCAAAGUCCUGUUCAUCCUUGAUGGAUUGGACGAAUGUCGCCUUCCUCUGAAGUUUGAUUGUAAUGAGAGGUGGAGUGAUGUAUCGUCACCAGCCUCUCUGGAUGUUCUCCUAACGAACCUCAUGAAGGGAAAUCUGCUUCCUUCUGCUCUCAUCUGGAUCACCACCAGACCAGCAGCUGCCAGUAAGAUUCCUCCUGACUGUAUCGACCGGCUGACAGAGAUACGAGGAUUCAGUGACGCUCAAAAGGAAGAGUACUUCAAAAAAAGAUUCACGGAUCAGAAUCAGGCCAUCACAAUCAUUGAUCAUGUUAAAAAAUCAAAGAGUCUCUUUAUCAUGUGCCACAUCCCAGUCUUCUGCUGGAUUUCAGCCACUGUUCUCCAGAACAUUCUGGAGGAGAAAAGAAAUACUGAUGUGAAAAACAAUCAGGCUGAUGAGAUCUCUAAAACACUGCAGGAAUCAAAUACUGAAGACACUCCCAAGACUCUGACACAAAUGUACACACACUUUCUCCGCUUUCAGAUCCAGCAGAGCCGCAGAAAAUAUUAUGGAGAAUAUGCAGCAGAUGUUUCCUGGGAUAAAGACGCCAUCCUUUCACUGGGGAAACUGGCAUUUAAUGAGCUGGAAAGAAACAAUGUGAUCUUCUAUGACACAGACCUGGAAGCCUGUGGUAUUGAUGUUUAUAAGGCAUCAGUGUACUCAGGCAUGUGUACCCAGAUCUUUAAGGAGGAAACAGGGAUCAUUCUUGGUACCAUGUACUGCUUUGUUCACUUGAGCAUUCAAGAGUUUAUUGCAGCCCUUUAUGCACAUCUGUUUGUAAACAUCAACAAGACAAAUGUGCUUGUUGAUGAGUCUACAGAACAGGAAAACGAAAAUGAAACCAUGAUUGAUUUUCUCAAGACUGCAGUGGACGAAGCGCUUGAGAGUGACAAUGGACACCUGGACCUUUUCCUUCGCUUCCUUCUCGGUCUGUCACUCCAGUCCAAUCAACGACUCUUACGGGGUCUGUUGACACAGCAGGAGGACAAUGACCAGAGCAACAAGGAAAUAAUUCAGUACAUCAAGCAGAAAUUAGAAGAUAAUCUGCCUGCAGAGAGAUCCAUCAAUCUGUUCUACUGUCUGAAUGAACUGAACGACCAAACUCUGGUGAAGGAGAUUCAGACCCACCUUAGCAAAGGAAGUCUCUCAUCUGGUGACCUUUCACCUGCCCAGUGGUCUGCUUUGGUCUUUGUGUUGUUGACAUCAGAGGAAGAGCUGGAGGAGUUUGAGCUUCAGAAAUUCAAGAAAUCAGACGAGUGUCUCAUUAGAUUAUCGGCAGUCAUCAAAACCUCCAGAAGAGCUCUGUUAAAUGACUGUAACUUAACAGACAAAAGCUGUUCAGCUCUGGCUGCAGUUCUUGGAUCAGAUACCAAUCUGAAAGAGCUGAACAUGAACAAUAAUAAUCUGCAGGAUUUAGGAGUGAAUAUGCUCUGCACUGGACUGAAGAAUUUAAACUGUAAAUUGGAGAUACUGAGACUCUCUAACUGCAGUGUAACAGAAGAAGGUUAUAAAGCUCUGGCUUCAGCUCUGAGAUCAAACCCUUCACACCUGACGGAGCUGGAUCUCACAGGAAAUGAUCCUGGACAAUCAGGAGUGAAGGAGCUCAGUGAUUUACUACAGGAUCCAAACUGUCAACUGAAGACACUGAGGUUAAGAUGUUGUGAUAUGACAGAUGAAGGCUGUUCUGCUCUGACUUCAGCUCUGAAAUCAAACCCGUCACACCUGAGAGAGCUGGACCUCAGUGAGAAUGAACUAGGAGACUCUGGAGUAAAAAACCUCAGUGAUCUACUGAUGAACCCACAAUUCAAGCUGGAGAAACUAGAUCUGUAUAGAUGCAGUAUUACAGAGAAACAGUGUGUCAUCCUGACUUCAGCUCUGAAAUCAAACCCGUCACACCUGAGAGAGCUGGACCUGAGCGGGAAUAAACUAGGAGACUCUGGAGUGAAAAACCUCAGUGAUCUACUGAUGAAUCCACAAUUCAAGCUGGAGAAACUAGAUCUGAGUGGAUGCAGUAUUACAGAGAAACAGUGUGUCAUCCUGACUUCAGCUCUGAAAUCAAACCCGUCACACCUGAGAGAGCUGAACCUGAGCUGGAAUAAACUAGGAGACUCUGGAGUGAAAAACCUCACUGAUCUACUGUUGAACCCACAAUUCAAGCUGGAGAAACUGGAUCUGAGUGUUUGCAGUAUUACAGAGAAACAGUGUGUCAUCCUGACUUCAGCUCUGAAAUCAAACCCGUCACACCUGAGAGAGCUGGACCUGAGCUUGAAUAAACUAGAAAACACAGGAGUGAAGCACUUAUGUGACAUACUGAAGGAUUCACACUGUGAACUGGAGAGAUUGAGACUCUCUAACUGCAGAGUAACAGAAGAAGGUUAUAAAGCUCUGGCUUCAGCUCUGAGAUCAAACCCUUCACACCUGAUAGAGCUGGAUCUCACAGGAAAUGAUCCUGGACAAUCAGGAGUGAAGGAGCUCAGUGAUUUACUACAGGAUCCAAACUGUCAACUGAAGACACUGAGGUUUUUGAGUGCUGCUGCAGAUGAAGCCUGUCAGUAUGUGAAGAGAGUUGUGGGUAAAAACCCGUUACUCCUGAGAGAGCUGAAUCUGACUAGACAUGAACUAGGAGACACACGAGUGAAUCAGAUCGCUGCUCUACUGCAGGAUAAACACUGUCAACUCAACACACUGACUCUGAGUGAAUGCAGUAUUACAGAGAAACAGUGUGUCAUCCUGACUUCAGCUCUGAAAUCAAACCCGUCACACCUGAGAGAGCUGAACCUCAAUGUGAAUAUAAUAGAAAACACCGGAGUGAAGCACUUAUGUGACGUACUGAAGGAUUCACACUGUGAACUGGAGAGAUUGAGACUCUCUAACUGCAGUGUAACAGAAGAAGGUUAUAAAGCUCUGGCUUCAGCUCUGAGAUCAAACCCUUCACACCUGAUAGAGCUGGAUCUCACAGGAAAUGAUCCUGGACAAUCAGGAGUGAAGAAGCUCAGUGAUUUACUACAGGAUCCAAACUGUCAACUGAAGACACUGAACAGGUCUAUGAGUCUCCAGAUGUUCACAAACAUGCAGGAAUACUUACCUGCUUUAUCUCAGCGAUUCUCCUGGUCUCCGUGUAAAGUGUCUGCGUGUGUGUUCUCCUACCGUUCCUGUUUGGUCUGUCUACCUCUGCACCAGCCAUCCGCCACAAGUCACUCACCUGCAAAGGAAAAGGACAGUAUUACCAUUCUUAUCUACCAUCACAAGUUUUUGAGUGCUGCUGCAGAUGAAGCCUGUCAGUAUGUGAAGAGAGUUGUGGGUAAAAACCCGUUACUCCUGAGAGAGCUGAAUCUUAGUGAACAUGAACUAGGAGACACACAAGUGAAUCAGAUCGCUGCUCUACUGCAGGAUAAACACUGUCGACUCAACACACUGAUUCUGAGUGAAUGCAGUAUUACAGAGAAACAGUGUGUCAUCCUGACUUCAGCUCUGAAAUCAAACCCGUCACACCUGAGAGAGCUGAACCUCAAUGUGAAUAUAAUAGAAAACACCGGAGUGAAGCACUUAUGUGACGUACUGAAGGAUUCACACUGUGAACUGGAGAGAUUGAGACUCUCUAACUGCAGUGUAACAGAAGAAGGUUAUAAAGCUCUGGCUUCAGCUCUGAGAUCAAACCCUUCACACCUGAUAGAGCUGGAUCUCACAGGAAAUGAUCCUGGACAAUCAGGAGUGAAGAAGCUCAGUGAUUUACUACAGGAUCCAAACUGUCAACUGAAGACACUGAACAGGUCUAUGAGUCUCCAGAUGUUCACAAACAUGCAGGAAUACUUACCUGCUUUAUCUCAGCGAUUCUCCUGGUCUCCAUGUAAAGUGUCUGCGUGUGUGUUCUCCUACCGUUCCUGUUUGGUCUGUCUACCUCUGCACCAGCCAUCCGCCACAAGUCACUCACCUGCAAAGGAAAAGGACAGUAUUACCAUUCUUAUCUACCAUCACAAGUUUUUGAGUGCUGCUGCAGAUGAAGCCUGUCAGUAUGUGAAGAGAGUUGUGGGUAAAAACCCGUUACUCCUGAGAGAGCUGAAUCUUAGUGAACAUGAACUAGGAGACACACAAGUGAAUCAGAUCGCUGCUCUACUGCAGGAUAAACACUGUCGACUCAACACACUGACUCUGAGUGGAUGCAGUAUUACAGAGAAACAGUGUGUCAUCCUGACUUCAGCUCUGAAAUCAAACCUGUCACACCUGAGAGAGCUGGACCUGAGCAGGAAUAAAAUAGGAAACACAGGAGUGAAGCACUUAUGUGAUGUACUGAAGGAUUCACACUGUAAACUGGAGAGAUCCAGACUCUCUAACUGCAGUGUAACAGAAGAAGGUUAUAAAGCUCUGGCUUCAGCUCUGAGAUCAAACCCUUCACACCUGAUAGAGCUGGAUCUCACAGGAAAUGAUCCUGGACAAUCAGGAGUGAAGGAGCUCAAUGAUUUACUACAGGAUCCAAACUGUCAGCUGAAGACACUGAGGUUUUUGAGUGCUGCUGCAGAUGAAGCCUGUCAGUAUGUGAAGAGAGUUGUGGGUAAAAACCCGUUACUCCUGAGAGAGCUGAAUCUGAGUAGACAUGAACUAGUAGACACAGGAGUGAAUCAGAUCGCUGCUUUACUGCAGGAUAAACACUGUCGACUCAACACACUGAAUCUGAGUGGAUGCAGUAUUACAGAGAAACAGUGUGUCAUCCUGACUUCAGCUCUGAAAUCAAACCCGUCACACCUGAGAGAGCUGGACCUGAGCGGGAAUAAACUAGGAGACUCUGGAGUGAAAAACCUCAGUGAUCUACUGAUGAAUCCACAAUUCAAGCUGGAGAAACUAGAUCUGAGUGUUUGCAGUAUUACAGAGGAACAGUGUGUCAUCCUGACUUCAGCUCUGAAAUCAAACCCGUCACACCUGAGAGAGCUGAACCUGAGCGGGAAUAAACUAGGAGACUCUGGAGUGAAAAACCUCAGUGAUCUACUGAUGAACCCACAAUUCAAGCUGGAGAAACUACAUGUUUGUGGAUGCAGAAUUACAGAGAAACAGUGUAUCAUCCUAACUUCAGCUCUGAAAUCAAACCCGUCACACCUGAGAGAGCUGAAACUGAGACUGAAUGAACUAGGAGACUCAGGAGUGAAGCACUUAUGUGACGUACUGAAGGAUUCACACUGUAAACUGGAGAGAUUGAGUCUAUAUCACUGUGGCAUUACAGAUGUUUCUUCUUUAACUCAGUCUUUGACUAACUCAAAAGCACUGCAGUUUUUAAAAGAUCUUGAUCUGAGAGAGAAUAUGAUAGGAGACUCAAAGCAGCAGCUCAGUGACAUGCUACGAGACUCAAACUGUGUCCUGAGAGUAGAUUAUCAAUUGCCAAAGUUCUCUAAACGAGAUCAAUCACCAAACAUCCCUGAUAGAGUUCAAUCGCCAGAAGUCUCUGAACAAGUUAAAUCUCCAAAAGUCUUUAAACAAGUAAAAUCACCAAACACCUCUGACGGAUGCUUUAUAUCAUAGUGUGAAAUCAUCAUGAGAGGAGCAGUAAUCAUCAGGAGGAACAGGAGGAAGAAGCUCAGAUGAGUCUGUCAGCAGAAAUCUUCAGGCUCUUCAGUAUCAGACCUACAAAUAUAAUAAUGUUUAAAAUGUUUCUAAUCAUAAAUGUGAUUGUCAAGUAUAGCACAUAAAUGUGUCAAAAGAUAUAAAGUCUACAUGUUACUUCAAACAUCUAUGUGAUCUCUCUUACAUUUUAAGCACAGAAUAUAUUUGUUUAUUUUUGUUAUUCUGUUUUACUUUAUAUUAUCUAUGUGUCUGUCUGUUAAUGCACAGAUAUACACUAUAUUGUCUUUAACAUAUUGCUAUAUGCUGUAUAUAUUGUAUAUUGUACAUUUUUUAACAGUUAACAGCAUUUGUGUGUUAAAGAAGUUCAGAACAUUGGUUUUUGUUUCAAAA
Messenger RNA from Ctenopharyngodon idella (grass carp), 7239 nucleotides. RefSeq names its product NACHT, LRR and PYD domains-containing protein 12-like. The record is from RefSeq and is a predicted model, not a curated record. The transcript has 32 exons. Bases 253 to 6807 code for a protein of 2184 amino acids. Lineage: Eukaryota; Metazoa; Chordata; Actinopteri; Cypriniformes; Xenocyprididae. Gene Ontology annotation, molecular function: protein binding.